Molecule: messenger RNA, 678 nt
Organism: Suillus plorans
Lineage: Eukaryota; Fungi; Basidiomycota; Agaricomycetes; Boletales; Suillaceae
Exons: 3
Coding region: 1-678 (225 amino acids)
Source: RefSeq, a predicted model, not a curated record
AUGAUGAUAAUACCUUCUCCUCGCUAUACUACUCUUGAUGUGAGGAUUCAUGCUAUAUGGGAGGAAAGCAGAAAAUAUUAUGCUAGACACAGGGAGGCCAUCAAUGCUCAAAGGCAUCACCCUUGUACAGCGAAGACUAGAUGCCGAAGGACCAAUAAAUGCGACGAUGAACCAGCGAGCGACCUCCCACUCAUCACGCGAGUCGCAAAACUUUUUGAGCCACAUGACUCUGACUCUGACAACGAGACAGAGGGGAUGGAUGAGCCGCAAACACUUGCAGAGUGUCUUGCCAUCUUAAAGGAAACCAAAGACGCAUUUGUCUCGCUUGUCAAGUCACCUACUGAGUUCGUGCAGGGCGUGUUGAUGAAGUUUCUCGACACUAUUCCUGACGAUGCUGCGGAAACACGUACGAUCCAAAAAGGUGACAUCACCACUAUUCAAGACGCUAUCAAUUCUAUCGAGGAUCUACACUGCGAGGUUCAUCGAGGGCUGGAUACGAUUCUGGAGAUGUGUGGGGUUUGUGAUGAGUGGAAAGCAGGUAACGACAUCUGUCAGUCUAUGAGGUUAGUGGUAACCCAACUAGAUGACAUCUUGUGUCAUGCUAGUAUGUCGGGGGUUACAGAAGUCGCGAUAGCUUACGAGUUGGGCGAGUUGAUGUAUCAGCGAAAUGAUUAUUAG